GCCUCAGAUCUUCCUCUAAAUGAUUUGCAUUCUGAAAUAACAGUAUCAGUGACAGGCGAGCCACCCUCUGCAGCAGGUGAAGAAACUGACAUAAAAGUCACUCAAGAAAUCAUAGAACCACUCUCCCUUCCAGAUGUGCUGAGGAUCUCUGCAGUCCUAGAGGACACCACUGUCCAGCUCUCUAUUCUAAACUAUAUCAUGCCAGUUCAGUAUGAAAGAAGACAAAGCUCCAGCAUGAAGAAGAACAAAGAAAUGGAUUUAGAAGGAAAACAUUUAGAAAAAUUUUCACUGGUCUCAAAAGCAAAAUUACCUGGUCUAUCCUUACCUAAAGAAGAAUCCCAGUUGUCAGAAGUCAGAAAAGGAAGCCUAUUUGCAAAGGAGUUUAACAAAAUACAAGAUCUUGUCUUCCAAAAACCUGUAAGGCAGACCAUAAUGACUGUGGAGACAAUGAAGAAAAUUCAGACUGAUAGGGAAUUUUUCAGUGAUGUGAUUAUAGAUACUAUGGAAGAGUUGCAAGAUACAGGUACUUUCACCAAUCUCCUGAAUGCUUUGAACAUAGAGAAGGAAAAAAAAAUGUAUUUCUAUGAUAUCAUUGCAAGGGAAGAAAAUGGAAAAAAGCAGAUAAAAUCUCUUCAAAAACAACACCUUAAUGUCAAAAGAGAACGGCAAGUUGAAAUACAGAAUCAGAAUGAAUAUAUUGCUCAUCUAAAGGACCAGUUACAAGAAAUGAAAGCAAAAACCAACAUGGAGAAUCGUUACAUGAAGAUUAACACUGAGCUGCAGGUCUCCCAGACUCAGAAAAAAUGUAACAAAACAGAGGAACAAUUACUGGAGGAGGUUGAGAAACUAAGGUUGAAAGUGGAAGAAGAGAAUCGGACUCACAUGGAGAUUGAAAUGUUUCUUAAGAAGGAGCAGCAGAAACUUGAGGAGAAGUUAGAGUUCUGGAUGGAGAAAUUUGAUAAAGAUACAGAAAUGAAGCAGAAUGAACUAAAUGCUCUCAAAUCUGCUAAGGCCAGUGACUUAUCACACCUUCAAGACCUUGCAAAGAUGAUAAGGGAGUAUGAACAAGUCAUCAUUGAAGAUCGCAUUGAAAAGGAGAAGCUCAGAAAGAAGAUAGAUCAGGAUGAGUUGGAGUUAAGGAGCAUCAUAAAGCUCCAGUCCUGGUGGCGAGGCACUAUGGUGCGGAGGGAAAUUGGUGCUUUCAAGUUUCCUAAGAAGGACAAAGAUGACGGCAAGGAUUCAAAAGGCAAAGGCAAAGGCAAAGACAAAGGCAAGGACAAGCGGAGAGGCAAGAAAUAGUGACCAAAUUAUCUUGUCUUCACCCCUGGCCUUCUGGAGAGGGAAAGGAAUACUUAAAGAGAGUAAGAAACCUAUUUUACAAUCAUAGAUAACUUAUGUUUCUUGUUCGAACAUUCCCAAGGGAGGCCUGAUUAUUUCACUUUGUCUGUUUUUCACACCCUGAAUUAGGAUUAUGCUUUAGGGCUUUAUAUUUUCAAAACUUUUGCUGGGGAAUAUUUCUAAGAGCCUUGUUUAUUAUAGAGUCCUCUCAGUCCUUCAGAAAGUUGACUGUGGGCUUAGUUCCAGUGAUAAAUAAAACUUCAGCAAUCCUGUGAUGUCUCUGAUUUCAUUCAAUUUAUCUAUAGAGUAAAAUCUUAUGAGUAAAAGUUGUCAUGAGUUAUUACAAGAUGAUGUUUAUA
Messenger RNA from Condylura cristata (star-nosed mole), 1697 nucleotides. RefSeq names its product IQ motif containing G (gene IQCG). The transcript is spliced from 9 exons. Gene Ontology annotation, biological process: sperm axoneme assembly; cilium organization. Bases 199 to 1299 code for a protein of 366 amino acids. Gene Ontology annotation, cellular component: sperm flagellum; cytoplasm. The record is from RefSeq and is a predicted model, not a curated record. Gene Ontology annotation, molecular function: protein binding. Lineage: Eukaryota; Metazoa; Chordata; Mammalia; Eulipotyphla; Talpidae.